AUGGCUGAAGCUUUUCUUACUGUUCUGCUUGAGAAUCUGAGCUCUCUCCUCCAAAACCAAAUUGGAAUCCUUUUAGGUAUCGACAAAGAGAUGCAAAGAAUCUGUAGCAUGCUUUCAACCAUUGUUGCUGUGAUUGAAGAUGCUGAAGAAAGACAAUUAUCAGAUCGUUCUAUCAAGAAUUGGUUGCAAAAGCUUAUUGAUGUUUCUUCUGAGUUGGAAGAUAUUUUGGAUGACUGUUGUGAAAUGGAGGCUUUUCGAUUAGAGUUAGAGUAUCAGCAGCAGCAGCAGCAGCAGUCAUGGAUUCGAAAGGUACGAUCUUCUUUAUCUUGUAUCAAUCCUAUGAAUCUUUACUUUCGUAAAAAGAUUGCUAACAAGAUGAAAGAGAUUGGGGAUAGAUUAGAUCAAAUUGGGAAUGAGCGAAUUAAUUUUCACUUGCGAGGUGUGGUUGUGGUUGGGGAGAGACGAAGCCAGAUUAGAGGAAAUCGUCUUACUAGUUCUGUUAUUACUCAACCAUGUGUGUAUGGAAGAGAAGAGGAGAAAGAGAGAAUUGUUGGGUUUUUGGUUAAUGAUGCCAUCCAUUGUAAUCAUACUUGUAUUUACAGUAUUGUUGGUUUAGGAGGUAUGGGGAAAACAACUCUAGCACAAUUGGUCUUCAAUGAUGAGAGGGUUGGUAACCAUUUUGAGCUUAAGAUGUGGGUUUGUGUCUCUGAAGAUUUUGAUGUGCUUAGAUUGAUUAAAGCAAUUAUAGAAUCUGGAACUGGAAAAGCUUGUGAAGCAUUGGAUAUGGAUCCUUUGCAGAAACGACUUCGCGAUAUGCUUCGAAGAAAGAGGUUCUUGCUUGUUUUGGAUGAUGUUUGGAAUGAAGAUCAUGAUCAAUGGGACAAGUUGAGAUACUUAUUGGAUUGUGGAUUAGAUGGUGCUUCAGUUGUUGUCACUACUCGUUCGAAAAAGGUUGCAUCUAUUAUGGGAACGGUUCCAAUGCUGAUCUUGACGGGUUUAUCAGACAAUGAUUGUUGGUUGUUAUUCAAGGAACGUGCAUUUGGGAAUCAAUCAGAAGAGCGGCCUAACCUUGUGAAAAUCGGAGAAGAGAUAGUGAAGAAGUGUAAGGGAGUUCCAUUAGCAGCAAAAGCGUUAGGAGGCUUGAUGCGCUUCAAAAUUGAAGAAGAUGAGUGGCUUUCUGUUAUGCGUAGUGAGCUUUGGAAUUUACCAGAAGACAAAACUUCCAUCUUGCCUGCUUUGAAAUUAAGCUACCUUCAUCUUCCAAUAGAGCAUAGGCGAUGUUUCUCUUAUUGUGCUAUAUUUCCCAAGGAUCAUAAAAUAGAAAAAACUCAACUAAUUCAUCUUUGGAUGGCGAAUGGGUUGAUUUCUUCAAAGCAAGAAUUUGAGGUGGAAGAUGUUGGAAAUGAGAUGAUCAGUGAAUUAUAUUGGAGAUCAUUUUUUCAGGACAUGGAAAAAGAUUUUUUCGGAAAUAUCUUAAAUUUCAAGAUGCAUGAUUUAUUUCAUGAUUUAGCUCAAUUCAUAAUGGAUGAUAAAUGUCGUGUUGUGGAGGUUAAUAAUAAUAAUAAUGGUGAGAUUAUCAGCUUGUCAAAAAGUGUUUGUCACUUGACUUGUACUCUUAGUCAAUUUAAGAAGAUUAUAAUACCAAGUGGUCAAUCUUUGAGGACAUUCAUGCUAUUAACAAAUUGUUCAACUGAUCCUAAUAAGAAUUGGAAGUUUCACUCAUUAAGAGCACUUGAUGCCAAAUUGUUAAUCACUCCAUUAUCAUCCCUAUCAUCAUUGGUGAGUAACUUGAAACAUUUACGCUACUUGAAUCUUUCACAUUGUACUGUUGAAGUCUUACCUGAUUCGAUUUGUUUGCUGCACCACUUGUUGAUUUUGGACAUACGCUAUUGUCAUUAUCUUUAUAAGCUGCCGAAACACAUGAUUCGCUUGAAAGGUCUUCGCCAUCUUUACAUUCAAGGUUGUUCAAGAUUAUCACAUCUACCUCCAAAUAUUAGGCAACUAACUUGCUUGAAGACUUUGAGUAAUUUCAUUGUGGAUAGGAGAAGAGGCUGUCAAUUGGAUGAACUGAACCACUUAAACUUAGGAGGUUAUCUACAUAUCAGCAACCUAGAUAAGGUGAGAAGGCCAAAAGAAGCUAGAUUUGCCAAUCUCUCAGGGAAAAGAAAUCUCAAAAGGCUUCACUUGUCUUGGAAUACAAAUGAAAAUGAAUCUGAAGACAAUGCAAAAGAUGUACUUGAAGCUCUUGCUCCUUCGACGGGCUUGACUGAGUUGAACAUUCAAGGUUACAAAGGUGCGUAUUAUCCAUAUUGGUUUAUGAAUGAAAUCCUUGGAAAUGUAGUUAGUAUCACUUUAUCUAACUGCAAUAACUGUAGAGAACUUCCACCUUUUGGGAAACUAACAUCUCUUCGAGAUCUCUCUAUAUCUAGAAUGAACUUGGUUGAGUACAUAGACAAUGAACUCUCUCAUGGAGAUUGCUUUCGAUGCUUAAAAAGUCUUGAAAUUACAAAUCUACCAAAUUUGGAAAGAUUAUCAAGGCAUGAUGUUGGUAACCAAAAGUUUCUAAGCUUGUCUACAUUGUGUGUGAGUAAAUGCCCGAAAUUGACCCUACCUAAUCUGGGAUCAGUUAAAUCUUUGCGAGUGUAUGAUGGGACACACCAGCUAUUAGAAUCCAUCUCUAAUCUCCAUGGUCUUACUGAUCUUGACAUCUAUGAUAAUGAUAACAUGAGUUUCCUUCCCCAAAAUAUGCUACAUGAUCUAACUUGUCUACAAAGGCUUACAAUUGAUAGGCUCAGAAAGAUUCAAGAGUUGCCAGCUGAUUUCCUCAUUGGCCUCAAUGCGCUAAACUUUUUGUGCAUCAAAUUUUGUCAUGAACUCAAGUGCUUACCAGAGGGAAUGUUUCAAGAUUGUACCUUGCUUAAACAUAUCAUAAUUUAUAGUUGUAAAAAGAUGGAAUCUUUAUCAGAAAGUUUUCAAUAUCUCAAUGCACUUGAAUCUAUAGAGAUUGUUGAUUGUCCAGAGCUAGAUGGCUUUUCAAAUGGUGUUGAUCACCUCACUUCUCUCCGAACUAUGAUAAUAUCAGGGGAAAAUAUCAUUGAAACAGACCAAAAUGGUAGGUGUUGGCACAAACAUUGUUCUGAUAAGCCGGUGGUUAUGCCUGAGGCCUUGCAACACCUCUUCUCGCUUGAAGUUUUGAGAAUAUCAUAUUUCAAGGAGAUUGCAUCGUUGCCUGAUUGGCUUGGAAAUCUUAAAUCUCUUCAGGAUUUACGUAUUGUAGGUUGCGAAAAUUUGUCAUCUCUACCAACAAGCAUCCAAAUGCUCACCAACUUGAAGAAACUGUCCAUUGAAAUGUGCCCAAACUUGGAGAAACGAUGUGAAAAGGAAGUAGGUGAGGAUUGGCACAAGAUUGCUCAUAUUUCAGAUGUGUAUGUUAGCUCAACACUCAUGAGAUCUUUUUCCUUUUAA
Molecule: messenger RNA, 3465 nt
Organism: Cannabis sativa
Lineage: Eukaryota; Viridiplantae; Streptophyta; Magnoliopsida; Rosales; Cannabaceae
Product: putative disease resistance protein RGA1
Exons: 1
Coding region: 1-3465 (1154 amino acids)
Biological process (GO): defense response to other organism
Molecular function (GO): ADP binding
Source: RefSeq, a predicted model, not a curated record